This is a messenger RNA of Myotis davidii, 1596 nucleotides long. RefSeq names its product kinesin family member C2 (gene KIFC2). The transcript is spliced from 16 exons. The record is from RefSeq and is a predicted model, not a curated record. Lineage: Eukaryota; Metazoa; Chordata; Mammalia; Chiroptera; Vespertilionidae. Bases 1 to 1596 code for a protein of 531 amino acids. Gene Ontology annotation, biological process: microtubule-based movement. Gene Ontology annotation, molecular function: microtubule motor activity; microtubule binding; ATP binding.
AUGGCACCUCGGGUGGCAGGCCGCCCCGCUGAGGUCUCCCUGGAAGAGGCUCUCGUGCGUCUUGCCGAGUUCCUUUCAGUCCAGCUGGGGGCGGAAGAGAGCUGCGGGUAUCCUGCCGGUCUGAACAAGCCUGGUGAUGUCCCCCCACUGUUGACGGUGACUGGUCAGCUCUUGGCUCUCCUGGCAUGGAUUCGGAGCCCCAGGGGAAGGCAGGCCCUGCCCCAGGAAACUCAGCCAGCCUCGAGGGUGCAGCCCCCCACUACUGCUGGACCCACAUCCCAAGAAAGCCCUUCCCUUUCACCGAGGGCUGAGGCCCAGGGGCAGCAGCCCCCCCAGUUGGCGGAGGACCAGAGGGCCUGGCAGCAGCUGGAGCAGCUCGUUCUUGGACAGCUGGAGGAGCUGAAGCAACAGCUGGAUCUGCAGGAGGAAGGGCUGGACCAACUUCACCUGGGAGUGGGGGCGACAGACUCUGAGAAAAGGGUGCAGCAUCUAACCCUGGAGAACGAGGCCUUGAAACAGAGCCUGCUCCUCACUCAGGACCUCCUGAGGCACUGGGGUGCUGGCCUCCCUGCCAGGGCUCCCCAGGAGGAGGCAGAGGCACUGGUGGAGCUCCAGGGCCAGCUUCAGGAGGCCCAGGAGGCCACAGAAACCCUCCGAGUCCAGCUGGGGGUGCAGGAGGUGCAGCUGCAGGGCCUCCGGGGGGCCCUCCGGCAGCUCCAGCAGGAAACAGAGCAGAGCUGCAGAAGGGAGUUGCAGCAGGUGCACGGGCAGCUGGCAGGACUCCGGGCACGCAUGGCCAGCCUGCGUCAGGGCUGUGGGGACCUCCGAGGUCUGGUCAGCACCUUUACCCAGAGCUGCCAGGGCUCCCUGAGCGAGGCCCGAGGCCAGGUAUCCUGGGCCCUGAGAGCACUGUCAGUCAGUGGGGCGGGGCCUCAGCUUCCUGAAGGGCAGCAGGAGCCCCCAACCGGAUGCCCAGGGCGGCUACUGGAGCUCAAGGGAAAUAUCCGCGUGCUGUGUCGGCUGAGGCCAGGGACGCCCUCCAGCCUGGUGAGUUCAGAGCCCGGCCCAGGCGGCACAGUCACCACCUGCUAUCGAGGGCACCAGCGUCGCUUCCGCCUGGACUGGGUCUUCCCUCCGGACGCGGGCCAGGAAGAGGUCUUCAGGGAGCUGGAGCCCGCGGUGCUGUCCUGUCUCCGAGGCUACAGUGUCUGCAUUUUCACCUAUGGCCAGACAGGGACUGGAAAGACCUACAGCAUGGAGGGCCCACCUGAGGACCCCGGCAUAGCUCCUAGGGCGCUGCAGUCACUGUUCCGGGAGAUGAGGGCCGGAGGGCACCCCCGAGUGACCCUCAGCAUGGUGGAGAUCUACAACGAGGCUGUCAGGGACCUCCUAGCCCCGGGGCCCCCUGAGCGCUUGGCGGUGAGGCAGGGCCCUGCAGGUCAGGGAGGGAUCCAAGUGGCUGGCCUCACGUACUGGGAUGUGCCCAACCUGGAGACCCUGCACCAGAUGCUGAGCCUGGGGAGGAGCAACCGGGCCACCGCCGCCACCGCCAUGAACCAGCACAGCUCUCGUGCCACCUUCGGCCCAGACAGUUGA